AGGUUGUGCAUAGACUUCUUUGUUGUGUGAAGCUAUGAAAGUGUCAUAUUUUCAAAUAGGUGUUAUGUUUCAGAGAAACUUCAUUACCUAUGAGCAGCAGCUCUAAUAGGAACAAGUCAAGGAAGAAAAAACACCAUCCUCCUUUAGCUAUUACAAGUGUCUUACACUUGAAAGCAUCCUUCAUUCCUCCUGAAGCUGUUCAAAAUAAGCUUUCUGCAGUUUCUGGGGUGCCAAAGAAAUUUCAAUCUUCAAACAAGAAUUUGACUACUGGUUCCAAGGUUAGGCCUUGUGGUACAGACGAAGACAUGUAUCAGCAGCCCAUGCCUGGACCUUAUUCAGGAGGAUAUCACACCACCCCUCAGCCACAGUCAUAUCAAGGACCUGUCCAAAAUGCUGAAGCACAUUUCUAUCAAGAGAUUGGGGCUGCUCCCUCCAUGGGCAUGCAUCCUCAGGUGGCUGACAUCAUCCGCAAUUACCCCCAACCUCCAGUUCCCCUUCCUUCAGCCCAUCCUCUUGUUUAUGGCCCACCCCAAAAUCAGAAAACUCCUGUAUCCAACCCUCAUCAGAGCAGCCUUGAUCCUGACAACCCUGGUAACUACUAUCCACCAGUCAAUGAUUCAGAUUUCACUGCUGAAGAUGUUAUGGUAGAUGAUGUUCGGAAGAAUGAUCGAGGUGAAUAUGAAAUUCAGCCAAAACCACGACCUACUCAUGCCCCAGAAAGUAGUGAAACUCAGUCAUCAGAUGCUAACCAAGCUCAGCCAACUUCAGUCCACCCCCUUGCACAUCUGCAAGGGAAUCCAAAUGAUCGCAAUUCAGGGUUGAGCCUUCUUGACCAGUACUGGAAGUUUGUGCAAGAGAAUCCACAUGAUUUCAAUGGCUGGUCAUAUCUUCUGAAUCAUGUGGAGUCCCUGGAUAACCUAGAUGCAUCCAGGGGAGUAUACAAUGCCUUCCUGCCACUCUAUCCCUACUGUUAUGCAUACUGGAAAAGAUACAGUGAUCUGGAAAAGAAGUAUGGCUAUCUGGAAAGGGCCCUCUGCAUUCUGGAAAGAGGUUUGGAAGCCAUUCCACUUUCUGUUGAUUUGUGGAUUGUAUACCUCAAUUUGUACUGGGAGAUACAUCGACAGUUCCCAGAUGGGGAAGGGCGGAUGCGAAGGCAGUGCGAGAGAGCUCUGGUGACUGCAGGGUUAGAGUUCAGGUCAGAUCCACUGUGGGAGGCAUAUAUUGGCUGGGAAAAGGAUAAUGGGAGACUCAGGCAUGCCUCUGCUAUCUAUCGCAGAGUGAUUGCAACUCCUACAAAACUCUUCAAUAAACAUUGGGACAGUUUUGUGGAACAUGUGAGAGAGCAUGAUCCAAAGGAUAUUCUUUUCCCUGAGGAAUAUGAACAAUUGAAGAAGGAGACUUGCAAAGAAUUAGGAAUCCCAUAUGAAGAAGAGCCACCUGUGAUUGAGAGGAAUCCAAAAACUGUCACUCAGCCUGAAGAGCGAAUCCCUGCUCUCAUUAAAGAGAAAGUGGUUGCCCAGGCUCUCAAGAUCCAUGAAGACAAUGAAGCUGAGGUGGAGAAGAGAUGGAAGUUUGAGGAUAAGAUCAAACGUCCAUACUUCCACAUCAAAGCACUGGACAUAAAGCAGCUGAAGGCAUGGAGAGAUUAUCUUGAGUUUGAGAUGGAACAGGGGAACCAUAAACGUGUAGUCAUUCUAUUUGAAAGAUGCUUGAUUGCCUGUGCCCACUAUGAGGAGUUCUGGUGCCGAUAUGCUCGUUACAUGGAGCUCUAUGCUGAAAAAAAGGCCAAGGGCCUGGUGAAAGAUGAUGAAGACCUGUGGAUCUCUUCUAAGGAGCAUGAAAAGCUUCGUGCAGAGUCAGAGGAGAAUGUGAAACAGAUCAUGUCCAGAGCUCGAGAUCUUCUUAAUAAUGUUCAAGGGGAUGCAACUGAUCCUAUUGUCCAUGAUGAUGCAGGCAACCAGAGUAAAGUGCUUCAAGAACUCUCUUCAAGAGAGCUGCCUGAGGCAAAGAUAGAUGGCAUAUCAUCAGGAUUAUCUGCACUAUCCAAAACACCUCUGGAAGCAAUACGAGAGGUUUAUAGGCGAGCUUGCAUUGUCCACUGCCCUAAGAAGCCCAUGGUUCGACUGCAAUGGGCUGCAUUUGAGGAGGAGCAGGGACAGGUGGACUUCGCUCGCCAGCUGAUUCGGCAAGUGAGGGAAGCUUACCCUGAGCUGGUCCAUGGAAAGAUGGCCUUGGUUGACCUGGAACGGAGACAGAAUAAUUUGGAGACAGUAGAGGAAAUUUUUAAGAGUGCCAUCGAGGACACAUCCAACAAGAUUCUGAAGUCCUGGUUCUCUAUCAAACAUGCUCGAUUCUGUUUCAAGAUCCUUGGGCAACCUGAUCGUGCUCUUGCCAUCUUGAGGACUGCAUUGAAGAAGGAUCGCUCCAACUUCCGUCUCUAUCAACAUGUACUUGAUGUGUGUUACCAGCGAUACCCUGUUGAUGUCAAGGGUUUCUGUGCUGCUGUUGAUCUAGCACUGCUUAGCAAGGAUCUUGCUGUCCAUCACAAAGUUCAAUUUGCUAAGAGAAAGGUGGACUUCUUGGAGGAAUUUGGGAAUCUCCAACAGCAGAGGAAAGCUCAGGAUGAGUUCCAGUCCUGGUGUAAACAGUGCCCAAUGGACAUGUUGUCCCUUACAGCCAAACCAAUCCUUAAAAAUAGAGGUAUUCAGGUGUGCUUGUCAUCUCCUGAGAAAGAAAAGAGCAGGGAGAAAUCUGAGGAAAAAACAGAAGACAAGACAGAUGAAAAAUUGGAGAAGAAAAAGGCUGAAGAUUAUAGGAAUGUUCCCCCAGCUUGGAAUGUGGACUCAUCUUAUGGAUACUCUACAAAAGAGCCUGAUGUGGUCUACCAGGAGAAACACCAUUAUGCUGAGUAUCAGGAAACAGAGAGUAGAGGGUAUGGAAUGGACAACCUUGACAAGAUCUCUGAUGAUGAUGACAUUCUGGAUUCUCCAAGAUCCAGCAAGAGGAAACGAAAAAAGCGAAAGCAUUGGGAGGAGGAGGCACAGAGUCAUGUCCGCACUGAUGAUGGAGAAGUAUUUCCCAAAUAUGUUGCCCCACCAAAAGUGCCAUCAUUACGGGCAAUGUCACCAGAUCAUGAGAAGGAGAAGCGAGAGCCUAUUCCCAUGGAUCCCAUGGGAAUGAUGGCUCCUGAUCCCACUGCAUCACCUUGCCUCAAUGUGCCUGAUUGGUUUGUGCAAGAUGGGGGAGAAUUGGUCAUCAGUGAAACAGCAACUGGAACUUCGAUCUUGAGAUACUGGCCAAGAUUCAUGACAGAUAAAGGCAGCAAUAAAAUGUUUCGAAGUUUACGCCGUAUUGUCCGUUGGCAUCAAAAGAAAGUUUUGGUAGGAGGACAGUGGAAGCCUCAGCCACGACUGGUGGCAUGGUUUGGUCCAUGUGACUACAGCUAUUCUGGAUUGGUUAUGGAGAAGAAUGACAACUGGCCUCCUGAGCUUUUGGAUAUCUUGCACAGGCUGAUUGGCUUCACAGCACAUGAAUACAACUCCUGUUUCCUCAACUUAUACCGUUCUGGUCAUGACUCCAUUGCUUGGCAUUGUGAUGACCAUAGGGCUCUUGGGAAGAACCCUCCAAUCGCCACUGUGUCCCUUGGGGCAGUACGUGUAAUGGAGAUGAUCAAGAAGCGAGGACGAACCAAUAUGAUCCGCUUUCCACUCUUCCCUGGCAGUCUUCUUCUCAUGGAGGGUGCCACUCAGGAGGACUGGCUUCAUCAGAUCCCCAAAGAUCCUAAGUCAAGGGAAGAGCGAAUCAGUCUGGUUUUCCGCAUCAUGUAUGCAAUGGAGGAUCAUGAUAAGGAGAGAGAUGAAGAUGUACGACCUGGCAGCACAUCCCCCAUUUCGCCACCAUCACCAGCAACUCCAAAUCAUUCGGAGAAUGUGAGCAGACCCCCACCACCAUUGCAGCAGUUGCCUCCUACAACUGGCCCUGGAUUCCCACAAUACCCUCCAAGUCAACUUCCACCUGCACCGGGACCAGGAGGACCUUAUAAUCCCGGACCGCCACCUUUUCCACCAUUCAGACAAGGUCCAUGUCCUGUCAUCGUUCCAGGUCCACCUCAUCCCCCUACUUUUCCAAGACCUGAUUUCCGGCCAAAUGUCGACAUGGGGCAUCCACCUCCUCCUCGCCCAGGUCCUCAAUUGUUGGGACCACCUCCAUUUAGACCAUAUGGACCACCUGGUCAACCAUCAAUGCCUCCUCCUAGAGGACACCCUCCACUAUCAGGACCAGGACUAGGACGCCUGGGACCUGGAGAGGUGAUGGACCACCCACCAGGUGUAUCACCUAGCCAUCGACCACUAUACUCUAAUGUACCCCAGGCACAAGCAGGACCUUCUCCAGAGCGACGAUUCUCUGGGCCUGGACCUGGAUCAGACAUCCCAUCUCUGAUGGACAUGGGGAGAGGAGGAGGAACUCACCUGCCUCUUCAUGAUGCUGGUGGUCUUGGGAGGAGACCACAGUUGGAACCCAAUAUGGGUGGUAUGAGACCCAUGAAUCCUGGGCAACCAAGGGGGGUAAUUGAAAGACCACCCAUGAGGCGAUUGGACCUUGGCCCAAUGGUACCAGCAAAUCCAGGUCCAGGUCCACAUGGUAUGAGGCCUGAACACAUCCAUAAUCGUCCCCCUCUUCUGGGAAUACCUCCAUCAAGGGGACCCUUGAUCCCUUGAACUCUGCCAUUUGUCACAAUCUUUUUGACUGAGGUGUUUAAUCAGUGAUGGAGAGUUAGUUUGUACUGAGAGAUCUUCAUGUAUUCGAAACAUAAUGCUGCUACUGUAUGUUAUGGGCAUUGCAGGAUUUGUUCAAAUUGCUUUGAGCAGAAAGGCUCUUGGAAUGGCAGGUGAUUUGAGAGAUCCUGUUUUGUUUUGCUGCUUUAUUGUUCAUCUGACGGUUGAAAAAUAAAAGAAAUGCACGAGAAUCUGUGGAGAGCUGUUACUCGUGCAUUUGAUCUA
This is a messenger RNA of Darwinula stevensoni, 5000 nucleotides long. Lineage: Eukaryota; Metazoa; Arthropoda; Ostracoda; Podocopida; Darwinulidae. The record is from the annotation of a GenBank genome assembly.